AUGCGGGGCAGCGAUCCUUUUGAAAAAGCGCUUUUUUCCGCCCGCGCCACUUUCAUCCGCCCAUCUCGAUUCACUGAACACGUCCUGCCUUCACUUGCCCAUUACCACUUCAUCGGAGAUUAUUGUGUGACUCAAGUAUCAGGACUGACUCAUUUUCUCCCUCAGACUAGUGAAACCGUCACUAUGACUCAACCCAACCCUUACGUUCUGGCCGCCGACAACCCGGGCGCCGUCCUGACUCUGUUGCAGUCCAACCCCUCCAUCGCCUCGAACCAGGACGAGCACGGAUAUUCAUUACUCCAUGCUGCGGCUUCAUACGGACACAUCGACCUGCUACGCGCCCUUGUCAAGGACUACAACGUGGACGUCAACCUGCUCGACGAGGACGGUGAAACCUGCCUGUUUGUGACGGAAAGCCUCGACAUUGCGAAGUGCCUUGUUGAGGAAUUGGGCGUGGACUACAACAAGAGAAACGACGAGGGCCUCGCAGCCUAUGAGACUAUCGAGAGCGAUGGCUCGUUCCCGCAAAUCGCUGCUUACCUGCGGCAAGUCGCCGGUGUGCCAGAACCUGCCGCUGACUCGGCUAACGACGCACUAAACCCGGCCCCUCCGCUUCCCCCGAAUAUCCAGAUGAACCUGGGCACGGUGUCGGAACAGGAGGCGAGUGCAGGAAUGGAUGAGGUCGACCCGGAGUUCAAGCGGCGCAUCGAUGAGCUUGCGGCGCGGGGGGAUUUCCACAGCGAAGCUACGCAGAAUCAGCUGCGCCAGUUGGUCAUGGAUGCUAUUUCGGGGUCCGGCAUUAACACUCAGGAGCGGGAUGUGCGGCGCAGGACGGAUUAA
Molecule: messenger RNA, 840 nt
Organism: Aspergillus niger
Lineage: Eukaryota; Fungi; Ascomycota; Eurotiomycetes; Eurotiales; Aspergillaceae
Exons: 2
Coding region: 1-840 (279 amino acids)
Molecular function (GO): protein binding
Source: RefSeq, a predicted model, not a curated record